UAUCCGAUAAAACCCGUGCCAUCCCAACAACAAACAAUCGCAAACCCCCCAAAUCAAUUCAAACUGCCUGCAUCCUUCGUACGCAUACCAUGCAAGAUUCUUCCAUUGAACAUCAAUGUCGAUUCGAAUGAUUUGCCUCCAAUUUAUCAAUAUAUUAACGCAUAUCUCUUCAUGUUCUUGAUUGAAAUGGCAUCAUCAGGCUACCCAUAUUCGUAACUUACUUCAUCAACAAGGAACGUGUCUUCAAUCAUACCUAGUCUCACACCCACGAUUCUUGAUUAAAUGAUUCGAAUUUACAACAAAAUGGGUGUUUCUUGGUAAUGCACGCCACCUGUUUGAUGAAUUGCCUGAACGAAACCUGAAUCUGUAUUGGGUCAUCUCCAAUGGGGGAAACUGAUGGGGAUAAAGAGGAGAAAAGUAGUGCUGAUUUGUUGAAGAAUACCGCGUCGAAUAUAAUGAGAUUGGCUGAUGAAAUACAUCAGUGUGAGGGGAGAAAGAAGUAUCUUGCACACACCAAAAGCCCAUCUGAUGGGGGUGAUGUUAGGUGGUAUUUCCGUAAGGUUCCGAUGGAGAAAAAUGAGGUAGCUGCUGCGGUCCCGCGUGCAGAAACAGUAGAGAAAAGUGAAUAUUUUCGAUUUGGUAUGAGAGAUUCUCUUGCAAUAGAAGCAUCAUUCUUGCAGCAAGAAGAGAAAUUGCUAUCUAUAUGGUGGAAAGAAUAUGCUGAAUGUAGUGACGGUCCAAAAGGGUCACCGGCUUCAGUUUCCAAAUCAGAUCCGCUGCUAAAACCGUUUCCGUUAGAGGACUCGAAAGCAGCAGAACCGUAUUUUAAUGAGGAAGAAAGAGUCGGUGUCCCUGUGAAAGGAGGCUUGUAUGAGGUAGAUUUAGUAAGAAGACAUUGUUUUCCUGUUUAUUGGGAUGGAGAUAAUCGUCGUGUUUUAAGAGGCCAUUGGUUUGCUCGUAAAGGGGGUCUUGAUUGGCUGCCACUUCGUGAAGAUAUUUCCGAACAACUGGAGUUUGCUUAUCAUAGUAAAGUUUGGCAUCGAAGAACAUUUCAACCAUCUGGACUAUUUGCAGCUCGAGUUGAUAUGCAAGGGUCUAGUCCUGGGCUUCAUGGUCUUUUCACCGGAGAGGAUGAUACAUGGGAGGCUUGGUUAAAUGUUGAUGCCUCCGGAAUCUCGAGCAUUGUUAAGUUCGGUGGGAAAGGCGUUAAAUUAAGACGUGGUUAUGCUCCAUCGAAGUCACCAAAGCCGACCCAGGAUGAGUUACGACAACAAAAGGAGGAAGAAAUGGAUGAUUACUGUUCCCAGGUUCCAGUUCGGCAUCUAGUGUUCAUGGUUCAUGGUAUCGGUCAAAGGUUAGAAAAAGCGAAUCUAGUCGAUGAUGUCGGCAUUUUCCGCCAUAUUACCGCCAGCCUUGCUGAACAACAUUUGACAUCGUACCAACGUAGAACUCAGCGGAUUCUUUUCAUUCCAUGUCAGUGGAGGAAAAGUUUAAAGCUUAGUGGUGAAUCUGCUGUAGAAAAAUGUACAUUACCUGGUGUACGUGGAUUACGUGUAACUUUAAGUGCGACGGUUCAUGAUGUUUUAUACUACAUGAGCCCCAUCUACUGCCAAGAUAUUAUUGAUUCGGUUUCGAAUCAAUUAAAUAAGUUAUAUUUAAAGUUUCUUAAGAGGAAUCCUGGUUACGAUGGGAAGGUUUCUUUAUACGGUCAUUCUUUAGGAAGUGUUCUUUCUUACGACAUUCUUUGUCAUCAAGAAACUUUGACUUCACCGUUUCCAAUGGAAUGGAUUUACAAGGAUAAGAUUAAGUACGAAAGUUGUACACCGAAUGACAUGAAAUCAUCUGGUCAUGAUUCACGGGGCAAGAAUUUCAAUGAUAUUGUCACGUUGGAUCAAGUUGGUCUUGGAGUUGACCGUGGUCAAAGUGAAACGGUGUCUGGGGAGGAAGAUGGCCCGGAUGAUUGCAAAAAAAUCGAUGGUGAAGUUUUAGCUUGUGGCUUGGAUCAAACCGAUGAGGAUGUAUAUCGGCAUGAUGAAAAUACCACAGUUAACUCACUGAGGGAUGAGAUUGACCGUUUGAAUGCCAGAAUUAAAGAGCUAGAAUCAAAGAAGGCUGAAGGUGGUCAAGCAGUGGAAAAUGAAAGUGUUUCCAAAGGUUCUUCAUGUCACCAAAAUGAGACACUAAAGAGUUACACGCCCCUUAUAAAGUACACAAAGUUGGAAUUCAAGGUUGAUACAUUCUUUGCUGUGGGGUCUCCUCUUGGUGUGUUUCUUUCCCUUCGUAACGUCCGUAUAGGAAUCGGGAAAGGAAAAGACUAUUGGGAUAAUGAAAAUAUAAUUGAAGAAAUGCCAUCUUGUCGGCAGAUGUUCAACAUUUUUCAUCCUUUCGACCCUGUGGCAUAUAGAGUCGAACCACUUGUUUGUAGAGAUUAUUUCAACACGCGCCCGGUCAUUAUCCCGUAUCAUAAAGGUGGAAAACGAUUGCAUAUCGGAUUUCAGGAAUUUGUAGAAGACGUUGCAUCAAGUUCCCACGGGGUAAUGGAGCGCAUGAGUUCUGUAAAGGGAAAAAUGCUGGCCCUAUUGGAUGGUGAUGUUGUUGGAGAAGAGACGACACCAGAAGAACCAGAAGUAGUGGAAAGAUCAUAUGGUUCAAUAAUGCUGGAGACGUUAACAGGGAGUGAAGAUGGGCGAAUCGAUCAUGUUCUUCAAGAUAAAACAUUUCAACAUCAAUACAUUUCCGCCGUGGGAGCACAUACAAAUUAUUGGAAGGACCUCGAUACUGCAUUAUUCGUGUUAAAACAUUUAUAUCGCGACAUACCAGAGGAACCCGAAGCACCAGAUGAAUUCAUGGAAAAUGAAUCAAAUGACGGAAAUAGUGACUGGAACGGGUGGUAUGAUACUGAAGAGUUAGCUGAGGAAGAUCUCCCUUUAACCUUUUCGAAUAUUAAGUCUGUGAAAAGGUUCACUAGGAGAGCCAAAAGUUUUAUUGGUCCCUAACUUUUUUACUUGUAUAAAUGCCGUAAAAACAUUGUAGUUUGCAAGAAUGAAGGAUUUUAGACGAAUUAUCAUAAGAUUAAUUAACCAUAAAUUUAUUUGAAAAAAAAAAACGCUCAUUCUUGAGAACUGUAGUGUCGUUAUUGCAUUUUAACAAGAGCAAUUGAUCGUUUGCAACAGAAAUACGAGUACGAUUGUCAAAAAGUCGAUUGUGGCUUUUGCAAAGAUGCUUGUACAGUAUGUAAUAUAGGUUUAUUUAUCCAGGAUUGUACAUGUU
This is a messenger RNA of Helianthus annuus (common sunflower), 3270 nucleotides long. Its product is annotated as phospholipase SGR2-like. Bases 384 to 2996 code for a protein of 870 amino acids. The transcript is spliced from 21 exons. The record is from RefSeq and is a predicted model, not a curated record. Gene Ontology annotation, cellular component: cytoplasm. Lineage: Eukaryota; Viridiplantae; Streptophyta; Magnoliopsida; Asterales; Asteraceae. Gene Ontology annotation, molecular function: glycerophospholipase activity; metal ion binding.